Rasamsonia emersonii CBS 393.64 is the source of this 1377-nucleotide messenger RNA. Its product is annotated as Propanoyl-CoA C-acyltransferase. The coding region runs from base 1 to 1377 and encodes 458 amino acids. Gene Ontology annotation, molecular function: acyltransferase activity, transferring groups other than amino-acyl groups. Lineage: Eukaryota; Fungi; Ascomycota; Eurotiomycetes; Eurotiales; Trichocomaceae. The record is from RefSeq and is a predicted model, not a curated record. The transcript is spliced from 2 exons.
AUGGGCAAGAGACAAGCGGGCCCCGCCUAUGUCCUUGGCGUGGGAAUGACCAAGUUCAUCAAGCCCCGGGGCAAGGUUGACUACCAUGAACUGGGUUUCGAAGCUGGCGUCAAGGCCAUGCUAGACGCUCAUAUCACCUACGACGAUGUCGACCAGGGUAUCGCAUGCUACGUUUAUGGAGACAGUACCUGCGGACAACGGGUCUUCUACCAGUUCGGCCUGACCAAGAUUCCCAUCUACAAUGUCAACAACAACUGCUCGACGGGUUCCACGGGCCUGGCAAUGGCCCGCACGAUGGUGUCGCACGGUGCGGCUGACUGUGUUCUUGUCAUCGGAUUCGAGAAGAUGAACCCGGGAAGCCUCCAAGCCUAUUUCAAUGACAGAGAGAACCCUACCGGGCGUCUGGGGUUGAUGAUGGCGGAAACAAGGGGCAUUACGAAUGCACCGGCUGCUGCGCAAAUGUUUGGCAACGCUGGAAGGGAAUAUAUGGAGAAGUACGGCGCGAAGGCAGAAGACUUUGCCGAGAUCGCCCGCAUCAACCAUGAGCACUCGAAGCGCAAUCCUUAUUCCCAGUUCCAAGACGAGUACACUCUGGAGCAAAUCCUCAAAUCCCCUAUGAUCCACGAGCCUCUCACCAAGCUCCAGUGCUGCCCGACCUCCGAUGGCGGUGCUGCCGCCGUCAUUGUCUCGCAGGCCUUCCUUGAUGCUCGCCCGCAUCUAAAGGACCAGGCGGUCCUUAUUGCUGGCCAGACGCUUGCGACUGACGCCCCCUCGAUAUAUGACCGCAGUUCGAUCGAUCUGAUGGGCUUCGAGAUGGCGCGUCAUGCGUGCCGCACGGCCACGGCGGAGGCUGGCGUCAACGUCAAGGACAUCAAGGUGUGCGAGUUACAUGAUUGUUUCUCGGCGAAUGAGAUGAUCACAAUCGACGCGUUGGAACUGUGCGAACCAGGCAAGGCGCACGAGAUGGUCCGUCGCGGAGACAUCACAUACGGUGGCAAGAUGGUCAUCAACCCGUCGGGUGGUCUCAUCUCCAAGGGCCACCCGCUGGGUGCAACCGGCAUUGCUCAAUGUGCCGAGCUGGUCUGGCAUCUGCGUGGCUGGGCCAAUAACCGUCUGGUGGAGGGCACGUCGGCUGCCUUGCAGCACAACUUGGGCUUGGGCGGCGCUGUCGUGGUCACCGUGUACAAGCGGGCGGAUGGCAAAGUCGCAACCCCGGUUUCGUCGGAGGAGGUCGCCAAGAUUACGGGUCUGGGCUACAAUCCCGCCGUCGAGGCCAAGGGCUUUACAGCAGAGCAGGCCCGAUCAGUUCUGAGCAAAGAGAACUCGAGUGAGUGGGCACGGGCGGACGUGCAGGAGAAAGUCCUGGCUCGAUUUUAA